CCCAUCUAAAGAGAGCCCCAGAAGGCUAUUAACCAAACUGGGCAAUGUGAUGGACAUGAAGAGAUUGACGCAUCAGUUCAGCAUGGCAGCAUGAAUCUGACAAAGAAUCUGGAUUCUAAGGGAAGCAGUUCAUCGCAGCUUCAGUCUUGGACUGUUCAGCCAUCUUUUGAAGUGAUUCCAGGUCAGCCACAGCUAGUGUUUCUUCAUCCAGCCAUCUCCCCUCCCAUUAACCCUCACCUUUUUGGUGAAAAGAGAAGUGACUCUACUAAUUACCUGCCCAUCCUGAACUCCUACACAAAGACAGCACCACAUCCCAGCAAAAGAGAUCGUGUCUGGGAUUUGGAGGAAAGAGGGAGAACCAGUGGACAGAAAUGGCUUUGCACAGAUACUGCUAUGUCUAAUAAGACUAGUUUAUUGCCCUCUAGUGCUUGCCCCCAAGUAUCACCUGACUUUAAGCCUGCUCAGGACUCUACUCAGCAGAGUUCUCCAGCUUUGAUGGCAGAUGGAAAAAUGUCAACUAUUGAUGGCUUUCAGUAUAUUUCUACUGCCAAACAAAAGGCCCCAGGUUUGAUUCCCUUUUCCCCUACUGGACUCCUCCAGAUAUCAGACCGCAAAUCUUCUGAGAUGGAGAAUCCAGUACAUCAUAUGGUGCAAUUAGCAACCUGCAGCCCACCUUUAGCAGCAGAAGAACUUUAUACUACUCCUGAGCUAUUGUUGCAGCAGCAACGCAAGCGCAAGCGCUUUCAGAAUACCUUUGUUGUGCUGCACAGGUCUGGAUUGCUGGAGAUCACCUUGAAAACCAAGGAGCUGAUUCAUCAGAACCAGGUAACCCAGAUUGAACUGGACCGACUGAAGCAGCAAACACAAUUGUUCAUGGAGGCAAUAAAGAGCAAUGCUCCUCAGGCCUGGGCAGAGCUAGAGGCAUCCUUAACAGGGUCAGAUAAAGCUGACAGCAGCCUUGAGGCUUCUCCUACAUAUCCCAACAUGUAGUGCAAAAGAUAUAUAGCUGGUCAAGUAAUUAGAGUGCCUCUCUUCCUCUGUCUCAAGCUUUUACAAGAGCAUUUUCUAAGUUUGAGACUACUUUUAAAACUCAUUCACAAAGCAGCAUGCCAUUAAUAAACUGUCCCAAAUGCCAGUUGGGAGGCAUAGGUAGGAAUUAGUACUGCUUCAUGUGACCUGGAAUUGAGUAACUGUGCUCUUCUUUGGGCCAUGAAGGUGUGAAAGUGCUAUGAUGUGAUGUGUUCCCAUUCUUAUGAUGGAGAACAUUGCAAUUGGCUCUUUCCUGGCAAGCACCUUUUUUCACCCCCUAUCUCCAGACAGCCAAUUCACAGAAUUCACUAGACCUGAUCUAGUGUAGCUGCUUAUGAAUUGAUAGGGAAAGAGGAAACUUGAUGGGUAACAUAGUAUCUCCAGCUUUGUGUUAAUACUCCAAAGACACAAGGUGGCCUUGUGUCAAGGCUCCUUCCCCACUCUGAACUUUAGGGUACAGAUGUGGGGGCCUGCAUGAAAACCUCUAAGCUUCUCUACCAGCUUAGAUCUGCUUUUGCUGCCACCACUCCCAAUGUGCUAACUCCCUUCCCUGGGUAGCCUUGAGAGACUCUUCCACCAAUUAAUUCCCUGGUGAACACUGAUCCAAAACCCUUGGAGGAAUUAAUCAUUCCCCCCUCUCUUCCCUUUCCCCCCCCCCCCACCAAUUCCUGGUGAGUCCAGAUCAAUCCCCUUGGAUCUUAGAACAAGGAAAAAUCAAUCAGGUUCUUAAAAAGAAGGCUUUUAAUUAAAGAAAGAAAGGUAAAAAUCAUCUCUGUAAAGUCAGGAUGGAAAAUAACUUUACAGGGUAAUCAAACUUAAAGAGCCCAGAGGAACCCCCUCUAGCCUUAGGUUCGAAGUUACAGCAAACAGGUAAACACCCUAGCAAAAGGUACAUUUAUAAGUUGAGAAAACAAAGAUAAAACUAACACGCCUUGCCUGGCUGUACUUACAAGUCUGAAAUAUGAGAGGCUUGUUCAGAAAGAUUUGGAGAGCAUGGAUUGAUGUCUGGUCCCUCUUAGUCCCAAGAGCGAACACCCACCAAAACAAAGAGCACAAACAAAAGCCUUCCCCCCACCAAGAUUUGAAAGUAUCUUGUCCCUUUGUUGGUCCUUGGGGUCAGGUGUCAGCCAGGUUACCUGAGCUUCUUAACCCUUUACAGGUAAAAGGAUUUUGGAGUCUCUGGCCAGGAGGGAUUUUAUAGUAUUGUACACAGGAGGGCUGUUAUCCUUCCCUUUAUAGUUAUGACACCCCCCCCCAAAUCACAGAUAGUGUUGGACAGCCGGUUUCACACUGGCUGUGAUUUCUUCCUGGAGCUCUAGGAGAAAACAGAGUUAAUAAGACACAUGCACCUUUAGAUAUACUACUGUUUAUAUAAAAACUAACAAUAUGUCCCACAUUCCAAGAACAAUUUUUAACCAGUUGAUUCUGGGAAACUUUCCCGGGAGAGUGCAUCAGCCACUUUGUUAGAAGCUCCUGAAAUGUGUUGUAUUUCAAAAUCAAAAUCUUGGAGAGCUAAACUCCACCGAAGAAGUUUUUUGUUAUUCCCCUUGGCGUUAUGAAGCCACGUUAGCGCAGCAUGGUCAGUUUGUAGUGGGAAACGCCGUCCCCAAACGUAUGGGCGUAGCUUUUCCAGCGCAUACACAAUGGCAUAGCACUCCUUUUCGCUGAUUGACCAGUGGCUUUCCCUCUGACAGUUUCUUGCUGAGAAACACGACAGGAUGGAAUUCUUGAUCCAGUCCUUCCUGCAUUAAAACUUCUCCCACACCCCGCUAGGACGCAUCUGUGGUUACUAGGAACGGUUUGUCAAAGUCUGGAGCCCUUAGCACAGGGUCAGACAUAAGUGUCUCCUUAAGCUGGUUAAAGGCCUUUUGACACUCAUCAGUCCACUGAACUGCAUUUGGCUGUUUCUUUCUGGUAAGGUCUGUCAGUGGGGCGGUGAUUUGGCUGUAGUGUGGUACAAAUCGCCUAUAAUAUCCGGCCAAGCCUAAGAAGGAUUGGACCUGUUUCUUUGACUUUGGAACCAGCCACUUUUGGAUAGCAUCCACUUUGGCCUGUAGGGGAUUUAUAGUUCCUUGACCCACCUGGUGCCCCAGGUAAGUCACUCUGUUUUGGCCUAUUUAACACUUUUUAGCCUUAACAGUUACUCCUGCCUGCCUGAUGCGCUCGAAGACUUUUUUCAGGUGCUCCAGGUGUUCUGCCCAUGAAUCAGAAAAAAUGGCCACAUCAUCGAGGUAGGCAACUGCAGAUUCUCCCAGUCCCGCUAGGAGACUAUCUACAAGUCUUUGGAAGGUGGCGGGUGCAUUUUGCAGCCCGAAAGGGAGCACAUUAAGUUCAUACACCCCUGCCUGGGUGACGAAGGCUGACCUUUCCUUGGCGGGUGCAUCUAGUGGUACUUGCCAGUAUCCCUUGGUUAAGUGGGAUGAAUUGGGCAUGUCUCAAUGAAUUGGGAUGUCCCAAUUUCUCCAAUAGCUCAUCUGUGCGUGGCAUUGGAUAGUUGUCAGAACUAGUUACAGCAUUUAGCUUACGGUAGUCCACGCAAAAGCGUAUUUCCCCAUCUGGUUUGGGAACUAGACUCACUGGAGAUGCCCAUGCACUGUUAGAGGGGCAGAUUAUACCCAUCUGUAGCAUGUCCUGGAUCUCCCUUUUUAUAGCAGUUUAGGCAUGAGGUGACUCCCGGUAGGGUGGGGUUCUAAUUGGGUGAGCAUUACCUGUGUCAAUGGAGUGGUAUGCCCGUUCGGUUCAUCCUGGGGUGGCUGAGAACAUUGGCGCAAAGCUAGUGCACAGCUCCUUGAUCUGCUGCCGCUGCAGACAUCCAAGGGUCGCGGAGAGGUUCACCUCUUCCACGCCACCAUUACUUUUUCCUUCGUAGUAGACACCUUCAGGCCAUUCCGCGUCAUCUGUUUCCUGGGCUGUAAACUGGGAAACCUUUAAUUCUCUAGAAUAAAAGAGCUUAAGAGAAUUAACAUGGUAUACCUUAGGCUUUAUGUUGGAGGUGGGGGAGGCUAUGAGAUAGUUAACAGCUCCUAGGCGCUACUGGACCGUGAAUGGUCCUUCCCACGACGCUUCCAUUUUAUGGGCCUGAAGCGCCUUUAAGACCGUGACUUGGUUUCCAACUUUGAAGGACCAUUCUCUGGAAUGUUUAUCAUACCAGACCUUUUGCUCUUUCUGAGCAUCCUUUAGGUUUUCUUUAGCAAGGGCUAAAGAGUGUCGGAGGGUGCUUUGUAGGUUACUUACAAAGUCUAUUAUGUUAGUUCCUGGAGAAGGCAUAAACCCCUCCCAUUGCUGCUUCACCAACUGUAAUGGCCCCUUAACCUUGCGGCCAUACACAAGUUCAAAUGGUGAAAAUCCUAAACUGGGAUGUGGUACAGCCCUGUAGGCAAAAAGCAACUGCUGCAACACUAGGUCCCAAUCAUUGGAGUGUUCAUUUAUGAAUUUACGUAUCAUGGCCCCCAAAGUUCCAUUAAACCUCUCCACCAGGCCAUUGGUUUGAUGAUGGUAAGGGGUGGCAACUAAGUGAUUCACCCCAUGAGCUUCCCACAGGUUUUUCAUGGUCCCUGCCAGAAAAUUAGUUCCCAAAUCUGUAAGAACGUCAGAGGCCAACCUACCCUGUCAAAAAUGUCUGCUAAUGCCUGGCACACACUUUUAGCCCUGGUGUUGCUUAAGGGUACUGCUUCCGGCCAUCGGGUAACAAAAUCCGUGAAAGUCAGUAUGUACUGCUUUCCUCUGGGUGUCUUCUUUGGGAAAGGACCCAGAAUAUCCACAGCUACUCGCUGAAAUGGAACCUCAAUUAUGGGUAGUGGCUGGAGAGGGGCUUUGACCUGGUUUUGGGGCUUUCCCACUCGUUGGCACACCUCACAAGACCGGACAUAAUUAGCAACGUCCUUGCCCAUUCCCUUCCAGUGUAAGGACUUCCCCAACCGGUCUUUGGUUCUGUUCACCCCAGAAUGGCCACUGGGAUGAUCAUGGGAAUGGUCACCCUCUUGGGUAGCUUCACAUGGUUGGCCAAGUCUUCCCCCAGCAGCAUGGGGAUGGGAUAAUUGUCAUAGACUGCAAAAGUCCACAUUCCUGACCAGCCCUUGUACUGGACAUGUAACUUGGCUGUAGGCAAGGUUACAGAGUGUGACAUGAAGGGUUGAAUUGUCACCGGAGCCUCCGGGUUGAUGAGUUUGGGGUCCACUAGGGAUUGGUGGAUAGUCGACACUUGUACGCCAGUGUCCCUCCACGCGAUAACCUUUUUUCCCCCCACUCUCAAGCUUUCCCUUCGCUCCAAGGGUAUUUGAGAGGCAUCUGGGCCUGGGGAUCUUUGGUGUGAUUGUGUUAUAAUGAACUGUAAUCGGUUGGGGUUCUUGGGGCAGUGGGCCUUUAUAUGUCCCAGUUCAUUACAUUUAAAACAUCGCCCUGCUAAGGUAUCACCGGGGCAAUGUUGGUUGUGGAGACUGGUGUGGUGGGGUGAGAAGCCGUCUGGGGUUUCCCUUGGGAUGUAGGUGGGGCCUUGGGUUGUCCCCGAUGGUAAGGUUUUGUUUCAGGUUGCCCCUUCUGAUAUUCGCUCCAACUGCUACUAGUUUUUUUCUUUUCUGCCACCUCCACCCAUUUGGCUCCAAUCUCCCCUGCCUCGGUUACAGUUUUGGGCUUCCCAUCUAGGAUGUACCUUUCUAUUUCCUCAGGAACACCCUCUAAAAACUGCUCCAUUUGCAUUAGGAAGGGCAAUUCUUCUGUAGAUUUAACACAUGCUCCUGAUAUCCAGGCAUCCCAAUUUUUCCCAAUGUGGUAGGCAUGUCGGGUAAAUGACACGUCUGGUUUCCACCUUAGGGCUCUGAACCGCCGACGGGCAUGCUCAGGUGUUAACCCCAUUCUGAUUCUGGCCUUGUUUUUAAAAAGUUCAUAACUGUUCAUGUGUUCCUUAGGCAUUUCAGCCGCCAUCUCUGCUAAGGAUCCACUGAGCUGCGGCCUCAGCUCUACCAUGUACUGGUCUGUAGUGAUGCUGUACCCAAGGCAGGCCCUUUCAAAAUUUUCUAAGAAGGCCUUAGUAUCAUCGCCUGCCUUGUAGGUGGGGAAUUUUCUGGGAUGGGAAGCGGUACCUGGAGAGGGGUUGUUAGGGUUGGCUGGUAUAUCCGGCCUAGCCCUUGCUAAUUCCAGUUCAUGCUUCCUCUCUUUUUCCCUCUCCUCCAUCUCUUUUUCUUUCAGCUCCAUCUCUUUUUGUUUUUCUUUUGUGGGCAUCCUCUUUGGCUUUCUCUUCUCUUUUAGUAGCUGCUUUCUCGAGUUCUUUUAUUUCGAGCACUCUCUUAUGAUUUUUUUCACUUUCUUCUGCUGCCAGUCUGGCCAGCUCUAGUUUAGUAGCGGUGUCACUGGUACUCAUUUUCCUGCUUUGUUGGGCUGGGUCACACCUCCUCUGCAGUUCACUGAAACUGGGAUGCACUCAGCUCAGGGCUGCUUAGUUAACAGACUCUUUCUAACUAGCUAUCCCGAGAGGUAGAAAGAAAAACAACAAUUCCGCUUGUAAAUUCCUUUUGCCAGCUGUUUGCUCACUGCUUGAACCCUUCUCUUAACAAAGACCCUUGUUAAAAAAACUUAACACCUCUGCAUUCAGGCAAGGAGAGAUCAGAUAUGCAUCUACCUUCAGCAAGCAGCUAGAAAGGAGAAACAAAAAUCUUACUGGCUUUUGGUUUAAAAUGAUCCCACCGCUCUGCCACCAUGUCAAGGCUCCUUCCCCACUCUGAACUUUAGGGUACAGAUGUGGUGGCCUGCAUGAAAACCUCUAAGCUUCUCUACCAGCUUAGAUCUGCUUUUGCUGCCACCACUCCCAAUGUGCUAACUCCCUUCCCUGGGUAGUCUUGAGAGUCUCUUCCACCAAUUAAUUCCCUGGUGAACACUGAUCCAAAACCUUUGGAGGAAUUAAUCAUUCCCCCCUCCCUUCCCUUUCCCCCCACCAAUUCCUGGUGAGUCCAGACCAAUCCUUUUGGAUCUUAGAACAAGGAAAAAUCAAUCAGGUUCUUAAAAAGAAGGCUUUUAAUUAAAGAAAGAAAGGUAAAAAGCAUCUCUAUAAAAUCAGGAUGGAAAAUAACUUUACAGGGUAAUCAAACUUAAAGAGCCCAGAGGAACCCCCUCUAGCCUUAGGUUCAAAGUUACAGCAAACAGGUAAACACCCUAGCAAAAGGUACAUUUACAAUUUGAGAAAACAAAGAUAAAACUAACACGCCUUGCCUGGCUGUACUUACAAGUUUGAAAUAUGAGAGACUUGUUCAGAAAGAUUUGGAGAGCAUGGAUUGAUGUCUGGUCCCUCUUAGCUCCAAGAGCAAACACCUACCAAAACAAAGAGCACAAACAAAAGCCUUCCCCCCACCAAGAAAGUAUCUUGUCCCCUUAUUGGUCCUUUGGGUCAGGUGUCAGACAGGUUACCUGAGCUUCUUAACCCUUUACAGGUAAAAGGGUUUUGGAGUCUCUGGCCAGGAGGGAUUUUAUAGUAUUGUACACAGGAGGGCUGUUACCCUUCCCUUUAUAGUUAUGACACCUUGCUUUUGGAUAAUCAUCACAUUGAACAAAUGGAGAACUGGUUGCAUUAAAGCUGCACUCUAUAUGUUGCAUUGCUUGAGCAAAGUGGGGGUGGGGAGGUAGGUGAUGUGAGAGUUCUAGGCGGGCCCUGUUAGCCUGCCUAUUUUAAUUUCUUUAAAGUUGAGAGCUGGGUGAAAAUUUGAAAGCACUAGACCUGCACUGGAAGUGUUUAUUCCAAAGUAGGUUUAUUUGUACUGCCCAUUAACAGCUAACAACUGUUCUAAGCAAGGUGGCUUUGGAUUUCCCAAGUAUGCAAGGAGUUAAACACUGACUGUUACUUUAAAAAAAAAAAGCUAAGUGGUAUUUUUUAAAUGCAUUACAAUGAACAUUUGUAGAUUCCAAGGCCAGAAGGGACCAUUGUGAUCAACUAGUAUGACUUCCUGUAUAUCAUAGGCUAUAGAACUUCUCCAAAAUACGUUCCUCGCUAGGCAGCUAGCAAGACCAGCUAUGCAUCCUUUGGUCUUUAUCCAGUUUAGGAGAGACUCUUUUCUGGCUGUGAAAUCAGCUUGCUGAGUUUAAAGAAGGGAAAAAAAUGGUUAUACAGGUCCUAGGGUGAAGCAAGCCUUGCUUUUCUUUUUAUGAGAAACAUCUGAGUGUAUCACUAGAAAAGACUCUGGUCACCUUGAUGACAUCUUCCCAAGAAUAUGACUUUGAACACUUUUUAAUGUUCUCUUCAGUAUGAGUAUUACCAUUCCCAACCUGCUUGUCUUGAAGCAUGCACUUACACACUGAUGCUGGUAGAGGCAUUAGAUCUUAGUGUCAGAUGUACCCAACAAUCUUGUUUCAAAAGCUGUUCUACAGACACGUUCAUAUUGUUUGAAUUUGACUUGUCACUCUCCUUUGUAUUCCCUUCAUCUUGAGCCAUGUCUUUCAAAUACUCCUCUGUAUAAGGAGAUUUAAAAUAUGGUCAUCUAAGAAUGAAGUGAACAGUCUUUCCCAUUCUAAAUUAUAUGAUCGGAGUGUGAUCCCUUUGGUUUGACAAUGUUUUUCAAACAAAACUUGCAUUUCAUGUGAUCAAGUAUUGCCUGGACAUUCUUACAUUCCUGUAUGUAUUUCAGUUUCUCCAAAAGAAACCUAAAAGCAUUCCAGUUAGAAAGUUUGAGUUGGCCUUUUGUCUUUACAUUCAGUGAUGUGACCCUUUCAUUCUUCUGAUGGUCUCAAAUGAACAUUGCAGGAGGUCCUAAAGAAUUCACCUACAGCAUUACUGUAAUAAAUGCCUUGGGAAACUUUGGAGGUAGGAGAAGAGUCUUACCUUUUCAGCACCUUACUUAGCUCACUGAAAAGGAGUUGCAUACGUGCCUCAAGAAGGGAUGGAACAUGAAAGUCAGACUUGGACUGACUUCUGGAGCUAGAGAGAGAUUUCCCUCAAAACCCAACUGAAUAGUAGCUGAUUAAGCACCAUCCCAGCUGUGGGGUAGAGCACCACCAAAGAAAGGGGAGGGAGAGGGGCAGUGGAUGGGAAUUUGGCCAAAAUCUUAUGUGGGUUUCCUGUGUUGCCUGAUAUCUGAAGUUAACUUGCUACUAUUAACACAUAGCAUAGUGACACCAGAUUCAAACAAGACGCUGCAUAUGGCAGGAGGCCAUCACACAUUCCGGGCCAAACACUGAGACACCUGAGCCUGCUAGAGAAUCAUAACAAAGUUACUGCAGUGGAGCUUCCAACCCCCUUAUUGAAAGAGAGUAAAGGUUGUUCCCUUGAUCUGAGUGAUACAGGUGUUUGUGUAUGGGAUUACAGAGAGGGGAAUAGACAUAUGAGCCACCUAGUCCUAUCCUCAGAGGUCCCUUCUCUUUCCUUGGAAGCUCUGCUUCUCCCAUCUGAGGCUGUGGAGAAUCUUAAUAAAUAGGAUCUGAAUUUAGGAAAGACUGUUCUAGAACGUGAAGUGCUUCAAAGCUACUGAAUAAAUCUGGGGUCACCUAGGACCCAUGUCCCCAGAUAAAUUAGCGGUUAAGGUCAUUAAUGAAGUAUGCUGGAGGGCGCUGAUUGUAGAUAUACAAAAAGCUGUCAAACCCCAGUUUACUCAUAUGUCUCUUUGCUGCCUUUAUUGCUGGAAGCCUUACUGAAGCUUUAUAUAGCAAAAGCUUUCCUACCCUAGUUGUAAGUUUAGUAAAAUAAAAGGGGAUGGAGCUAUGGUGAGAGAAUUCAUUGGUUUUUAAUAGACUUGGUCUGAAGCUGAAGCCAGUUCUAGACUGAAUCCAGAAACAGCCUAGCCAGAUUGUCCAAAAACAUCAGCCUCUUCAAUGAAACAAUUCUGUAAGCAUUGGCCCUGCAAGUUUUGGAGGUUUUUUGAUCUAUGGAUCAACUGGAACAGUGUUUCUCAAACUUGUUCCGCCGCUUGUGUAGGGAAAGCCCCUGGCGGGCCGGGCCGGUUUGUUUACGUGCUGUGUCCGCAGGUCCGGCCGAUCGCGGCUCCCACUGGCCAUGGUUCGCUGCUCUAGGUCAAUGGGAGCUGCUGGAAGCGGCGUGGGCCGAGGGACAUACGGGCCGCCGCUUCCAGCAGCUCCCAUUGGCCUGG
Messenger RNA from Malaclemys terrapin pileata, 10091 nucleotides. It is a transcript of the gene CIPC, whose product is annotated as CLOCK interacting pacemaker. Bases 91 to 990 code for a protein of 299 amino acids. Gene Ontology annotation, cellular component: nucleus. Gene Ontology annotation, biological process: negative regulation of circadian rhythm; negative regulation of DNA-templated transcription. NCBI's taxonomy places the organism in Eukaryota, Metazoa, Chordata, Testudines, Emydidae. The record is from RefSeq and is a predicted model, not a curated record. The transcript has 2 exons.